UGGCCUCCAGCUCCGGCCCCUCCCCAGCCACCCACUGCCCACCUGUCAGGGUGCCAUGGACCUGCCAUCGUUCGACAUGUGGAGGGACUACUUCAACCUCAGCAAGGUGGUGCUGGCGCUGAUCCAGAGCCGGAGCCAAAGGCUGGAGGUUGAGGAGACUGAGGAGACCGAGGGGCCCAGAUCUAGGUCCCUGCUGGAGCGCGGUCUGGAGCCGGGGGCCACCUUAUGCAACUUCUGCAAGCACAACGGGGAGUCCCGCCAUGUCUACGCCUCACACCAGCUGAAGACCCCGGAGGGUGUGGUGCUGUGUCCCAUCCUGAGGCACUAUGUGUGUCCCCUGUGCGGGGCCACUGGUGGCCAGGCCCACACGCUCAAGUACUGCCCACUCAACGGCAACCAGCAAUCCCUCUACCGCCGCAGUGGACGCAACUCGGCUGGCCGUAAGGUCAAGCACUGAGGACUGUGAGGUGCCCACCACCGGCACCCCUAGCCCUCCUGGUUCAGUCCCUUCUAAGUCCCUAAACCCUCCCCUCCGUUUCUCCAGCUCUUUGGGACUCCUGGUCCCCAGAGCUCCCUCCCUGCUGGAUCCUGAAACACUAGAGGUUGCUGGCAGCCGAGCCAGCCUGUCCUGGGGUUCUCCCAGUGCAGCGAGAGCCCUGUGCUGGGGACUGCACACACCGGUGGCUUCCUCUGGGCCACACAGUUCAUGGAGCUUCAGUUCUCCUGAGCCUGCUGGUGACCCUGCCCUGUCCCCUCGACUUCUCAGACUGGGCUCCAUCUCUCCAGGCGUCUUGGGCUUCUCGACCCUAUGGGACACCAGUGUGCUCUGCCAGGCCACCCCGAGAGCCGAGAGAUGAACAUGGCUGGCUCAGAUCGUCCAGCCCGAGACCAUGAAGAUGGGCUACCAGUUGGAGACCAUCCAUCUCCUCCUCCUUCAGCACCUGCAGACCCACGGCUUCCGCAUGGGCCACACUGGUCACUCCUGCUCCAUCGGGAGCUGGGGGAGACAAGGAGACUUACCCAGGGGGCGUGCAGUGUCUUCACAAGCGUAUCCGCAAGUACAGAACCCUGCUCGCUUGCUUGGGUGAGCUGACGCCCUUCCUCUCCCCCUAGUUGUGCUUUGCAUUCUUUAGUCCAUUUCAUUUCACUCCUGUCCCCAGCCCCAGAUCACCCAUGGGUCCUUCUCCCCCAGUGAGAGAUGCGUCUCUCCACCACCUCCCAUCCAGAUCCUGACAGGUGGCUGUGUUUUUCAUCCUCUAGCGGUUAAAUAAACAAAGCUCCCACUGGAAAGGGGUUGAAGUACCCAGGUGGG
Molecule: messenger RNA, 1312 nt
Organism: Heterocephalus glaber (naked mole-rat)
Lineage: Eukaryota; Metazoa; Chordata; Mammalia; Rodentia; Bathyergidae
Gene: Nanos2
Product: nanos C2HC-type zinc finger 2
Molecular function (GO): RNA binding; zinc ion binding
Source: RefSeq, a predicted model, not a curated record